Molecule: messenger RNA, 582 nt
Organism: Knipowitschia caucasica
Lineage: Eukaryota; Metazoa; Chordata; Actinopteri; Gobiiformes; Gobiidae
Source: the annotation of a GenBank genome assembly
AUGGAACGCUCUAUACCCGACUUGGAGCGCACCAUUUACUCGCCUUGGAGCGCUCUAUACCCGCCUUGGAGCACUCCAUCUAUCCGCCUUGAAGCGCUCCAUUUAUCCGCCUUGGAGCACUCUAUACCCUCCUUGGAGCGCUCCAUUUACCCGCCUUGGAGCGCUCGCUCUACCCACCAUGGAACGCUCUAUACCCUCCUUGGAGCGCUCCAUUUACCCGCCUUGGAGCGCUUGCUCUACCCACCAUGGAACGCUCUAUACCCGCCUUGGAGCACUCUAUCUACCCGCCUUGGAGCGCUCUAUACCCGCCUUGGAGCACUCCAUCUACCUGCCUUGGAGGGCUCCAUCUACCCGCCUUGGAGGGCUCCAUCUACCCGCCUUGGAGCACCCCAUCUACCCGCCUUGGAGGGCUCCAUCUACCCGCCUUGGAGUGCUCUAUCUGCCUGCCUUGGAGCGCUCUCCCCAUUCACCGCAGAGCUUCCUACUUCCCCUGUCGAUAGUUCCCAUGCGGCAUCCUCGGAGCUCGCCUCUACAUCAUCACGGCCCUGUCCUCAGCCUCAGCCUCAGCCUCAGCCGUCCUAA